AUGAUGCUGAUCUCGGUGUGUGUGUGUCUGUGCGUGUGUGUGUCGGGUGUGCUGUCCGCCCCGGCCUCAGCCCCGGAGAGGCAGAGUGGUGUGUGUGGGGGGCCUCGGAACAAGCUGCUGUUCAUCUCGUUCGACGGGUUCCGUUGGGAUUACGAUCGGGACGUGGACACCCCCAAUCUGGACAAAAUGGCGGCGGACGGGGUCCGGGCGGAAUACGUCACCCCGCCAUACCUGACGAUCACCAGCCCCACACACUUCACACUGCUCACAGGGCGCUAUAUUGAGAACCAUGGUGUGAUCCACAACAUGUGGUUCAACAUCUCCACUCAGGAGAAGAAGCAGUACUACAUGACCCAGUACGUAGACGAGUACUGGGACAACGGCACCCUACCCAUCUGGAUCACCGCACAGAGACAGGGCUUGAAGGCGGGCUCUCUGCACUUCCCGGGAACGCAAGCCACCUAUCAGGGCGAGGAGGUGGGGCUUAAGCAGGUGGAGCCCUUCCUGUACGACCACAGCAACGAGAGUGAUUGGCGGGUGAACGUGGACCGUGUGGUGGGGGAGUGGUUUGCACAGCGCGAUCUGGACCUGGUGACACUCUACUUUGGGGAGCCGGACAAGACCGGACACAAAUACGGACCCGACUCGCCAGAACGAAUUGAAGCCGUCAAAAAGGUGGAUCGCACGGUGGGCUACAUCCGUGAGGUGGUCCAGCACCACAACCUGUCCAGCUGCCUCAACAUCAUCAUCACAGCCGACCACGGCAUGACGACGGUUGCUAGGGGAGCGGGCGUCAAUGAGAUCAUCCUCCGGGAGAUUCCGGGCUUCAACUUCAUGGACAUCAAGUUCCACCUGGUCGACUACGGACCUUCCGGAAUGCUGCUGCCCAGAGAGGGAAAGCUGGACACGGUCUAUAAUGCCCUGAAGGGAGCCCAUCCCAACCUGCAUGUCUACAAGAAAGAAGAGAUGCCGGAGAGGUUGCACUACUCUAAGAACCCUCGCAUAUUACCCAUCAUCCUCUACGCCGACCCACCAUACGUCAUCAACGGGUUCUUCCCAGUGCAGUUCAAUAAAGGGGAGCACGGCUAUGACAAUGUCCAUAUGGAUAUGAAGCCAUUCUUCAGAGCAGUCGGACCUGACUUCAAGCAGGGAAUACAGGUGGAGGGCUUUGAGACGGUGAAUAUCUACCCCCUCAUGUGUCACCUGCUGGGCAUGACACCUGAAGUGAAUGACGGAUCCCUCCGCGCUACAAGAAACAUGCUGGCCUUCCAGCCCAGGCCGAUUGAGCAGAGUCUGCUUUACGGCUUCGGGGCGAUGGGAGGCUUCCUCGUGUUGGUCGCCAUCGUCAUGACAACUUACUUCCUCAUCAAGAAGAAUAAGAAGAAGAAUAAGAAAAAGGAUUCGGACAACCACAGCACCGCCUCGUCAGUACCAUCUUCAUCAGAAAAAGAAUGCAAGAUGUGAACCAAUGGACAUCACACAGACACACACACACACACAC
Engraulis encrasicolus (European anchovy) is the source of this 1501-nucleotide messenger RNA. RefSeq names its product ectonucleotide pyrophosphatase/phosphodiesterase family member 7-like. Lineage: Eukaryota; Metazoa; Chordata; Actinopteri; Clupeiformes; Engraulidae. The coding region runs from base 1 to 1464 and encodes 487 amino acids. The record is from RefSeq and is a predicted model, not a curated record. The transcript is spliced from 9 exons.